AUGUCAGCCAUCCCAAAAAACAUAUGGCAUUGGAAAAACGAGCUUCACUCAAAUUCAAGGUCACGUGGUACGUUGAUGGAUUACUAUUACGUGCUCAUUAAAGUUCGAUAUAACUUAUUAAGAAUACUUGUAAUAUAAGUAGUCUUUAAAACCUUGAAUUACUCAAAGUAAAUUGUCUCUGUGUUUUGUUGCUUUCUCAUCAUAGUAAUGAUGUAUUGGUUGUAAAUGUACUCCAAGUUCGGGCCACAAUACAGAUUUUGUUUUCCGUGCUUAGUUAAUAGCCUAAACGCCUUGACCGACGCGGCGAGACUAUAAAUUAUGGACGAAUCAAUCAAAUAUAAGAUAACAGGUCUCGGAUAUUGGGGGGCAAUUCGUUCAUCCAUUUGGGUAAAUAUAGUUUCGGCAUUAUAGCUGAUGUCAGUUCGUGAUGAAAACUCAAAAUCUAGUUUCUAGCCCUAAUCAUCAACUGUAAAUUAUAAUUCCAUUUCCUCAUGCAUGUCUAUAACCGUAAUUUGACACUAGUUGUUAAGUGGACACCCCCAAGGUCAGCCUAGCGUCGCUCAAAGGUCGUCUAUAAAUUAUAGUCUCGCCCAAAUCUCGAUACCUGAUUGUUUUGGGUGAUAAUAAAGAUAGUCUAGCCGAACGUCAUAUAAUCACUCAAUAGCUGCGACUGAAGUCAUGCUUUUUACUGAUUACAGUAGUAUGAGACUUUUCUAUCCGUAUUGUGCUGUUGCGCUUAUCGUUGUAGGGUAGGGGUGUGAUAUAAUAAAAAUGCAAUUUGACGGAAAAAUCGACUGAAGAGUAGGAACUAAGUGGGGCAUGACAACUCUCUUUCUGACUACAGAACUUAGUCACAUCCACCUGUUCUAUUCAUGGGUGUCUAAACAUUCCCGUUAACAAAAUCAUUGGCUGCUAAAACAAGUGCACUAUAGUCCAGCGCGUCAAACGAUUAGCAGUUCUGAGGGUUGGAGCACAUCCAUUGAGUCUACCAGUUAGUAUUGGGAACGAAUAUCUGAGAUGAGUCUAUAACUUAUGAACGACCUUUGGGCGAAGUCGAAGUGACCGUGAACAUGCUCACCUACUAACUAGGACUAAAUUAGUGCUAUAAACUAGUCAGAAUUAUGAUUUACAGUCUAUGGUUAGGGUUAGGAAUUAAGUUUAGGGUUUACAUCGCGAACUGACAUCAGCUAACAUGCCAAAACGCUAUUUGACCAAGUAGAUGAACUUCACACCAAAAUCUAUGAUUUGUUAUCUUAAAUCUUAUUGGUUCGUCCGUAAAUUAUAGUCCCACCUAAAUCACAUAAUGAAUCACAAAGAAGUAACAAACAGCAUGGGUCAGGAAAAACUCCCAACAAAACAAGGACAACCACAACCAUUAAGUUCGCAAAAAAGUUAAUCAUUUAUGUGUAUUUUUCCUGACCGGUACUAUACUCUGAUGACGCAUCCAUUUAGACAUGACUGUUGUACCAUUAUAACCCGCUCAUAAGUAUAGGUUACAUACAUUUUUUCUGUUGGUCACGUUCACACUGUGGUGUUUUAUGAGAGCUGACAGCCCGGACCGAUUUUGAAAGCAGUCUGAGUCCACUAGUACCAUGGAAUAAGAGGGUAAACUAGCUGAAAUUCAAACACCAGAUUACAUCAAUAACUACUCUUGCUGACGUUGUGUGCAGAUUAGUUGUUAACACAUUGCUCGCGUACCCAUGACAAACGACAGUUAUAUACCGUGGGCACUCGUUAACAACAGCACGUCAGCCUUAAAAGGUCUCGGUAGAAUGGCAAAUGUAAUCACUUGUUUCGCAUAGCUUGGUGUUGUCAAAUGUGACGUAAAAUAAAAGCAAGUGGUGAACACUUAUCUGAAAAGGGGCUUUAUAGGCUUUUUUUGCUUAAAUGUAUUUCCUAUUAGGCAUUAUUCCUUUCCACUUACUUAUUAUUCGCGUGACGCGUUUCUAAUGCCCUAUUAUGCCGGAAUUUAUGUGCUUUAAAUAAUUUUUCGUAUGAUGUAGUCACGUAUAAAAGUUUAUUUAGGUAUGAGUUUCCAGAAAGUCGGGGGAUUCGAAAUUUUUGGCUGGUCGGUUGCCGGAAACGAGACCUGUGUUGCUGUACGUAAGAAUGGUCAAGUAUUCGGUUUCGAUGUUGGAUUUUCACCUAGACCACUCGUUUUUGCCGAUCAUAUAUUUAUUAGUCAUGGACAUGCAGAUCAUAUUGGAGCUAUUGCUCAGCAUAUGAAAAAGAGAGCCUUAAAUAGUCUAGGAACAGCGACGUAUUUCAUGCCAAAGCAUCUGGUCCCACAUGUGAAGACUAUUUGCGAUGCUUUCACUGCUAUGUCUGAAAAAGUUGACUCAGACUUUGUUGGUACUUUUGUUCCCGUUGAACCAGGAAAUAAAUAUGAGUUAUCGAAUAAUUGGCAUGUUGUUGUUUUUUCAACUGAUCACUCGAUUACUAGUGUGGGUUAUUUACUUUAUUCUCGAGAUCCUACUGGCAAAGAAGUUCCGGAAAUAGCUUAUUUAGGUGAUUCUAGAUUUACUGUUAUUCGUGAAGCGAAUUCAAUCUGCCCAGAUCUUUUAUCAUCUCGCUUAUUGAUAAUGGAAGCAACAUAUCUAGAUAGUCCAGAUCGUAAGAUUGAAAGCGCUAGAAGUCAUGGUCAUACUCAUUUGGAUGAAAUUCGUCAGAAUGCUUCUUUGCUAAAGUCUGUUGAUUAUAUCUAUCUGAUACACUUCUCAGAUCGUUAUGGUCAUAAUGAUAUCAUCCGUCUUUGUCACAAAGAUAUGCCUGAUUGGUUAGUCAAUCGUAUUAUACCAUCUGUAACUGCUAAACAUUGUCUUGAAAGUAGAUGAUACUUAUAUUGAUAUUUCUUUUCUAUAAAUUUUUGUAAAUUUUAUGUAGUUUGUAUAAUUUACCGAUAAAAUAAAGAGAAAAGUUUUGAUUGUUUUAAGUCUUUUUUUGGUUCUGAUUAUUGAGCUAAAUGUAUUGAUAAAUUCACAUCAUUAUAAACGAAUAAUUUAGUUGGUGAAUUAUCUUCUCACAAUAGGACGAAACUGUUGUCCAGUGCUUCCAGGUUUUCCAUGAUGAUCUAGCUUCAAUUGACUCAUGGUGUCAACUAUUGAAAUUACUACAAUCUUCACAAAACCUCUUCUGAUACGAAUUAUAUUCCUUUAGUUGGAAGUUCUUGUUUUAAAACUUUCUACUAUUUAAUGUGUGGCGUCGCGUCCCGUGACCCCCAUUGUGAGAUGUGAUCAAUAACCGUACACCUAAGGCUAGCGCCCAUCCAACCAGGUCAUCUGCUCAGCACCACACACAGUUGCAGGGCCAUGUGCAGUACUCCUCCGCAGUUAUGACAUGGAGACUGGGUGGGAAGCCCCGCACUUGGCGGACAACACUCUCUGUCCAGUGCCCAGGAAGUUCUCCCAGAAUCAGCGAGUGAUUGUUUGUUUUUGACGCACUCUUCAACGAACUCCGAAAUAACCACCGGUCAGCGACUGUUUAAUGGUUACUAACUUUAAGUAAGUAGAUUUUUAUCACAAUCGGGAUUUGUGGAGAUUGUAGUAGUUUUAAUGGUUGGAUUUAUAAGUCAAUCUUAGCUAGACUACCAUUAAAAACCUGGGUUCGAGUCCCACGUUCAGCUUAUAUUGGCUUAUGAAUUCAACUAUUAAGAUGGGUUU
Molecule: messenger RNA, 3659 nt
Organism: Schistosoma haematobium
Lineage: Eukaryota; Metazoa; Platyhelminthes; Trematoda; Strigeidida; Schistosomatidae
Exons: 5
Coding region: 2028-2834 (268 amino acids)
Source: RefSeq, a predicted model, not a curated record